Messenger RNA from Myxocyprinus asiaticus (Chinese sucker), 3501 nucleotides. Its product is annotated as insulin-like growth factor II. The coding region runs from base 114 to 752 and encodes 212 amino acids. The record is from RefSeq and is a predicted model, not a curated record. The transcript is spliced from 4 exons. NCBI's taxonomy places the organism in Eukaryota, Metazoa, Chordata, Actinopteri, Cypriniformes, Catostomidae. Gene Ontology annotation, cellular component: extracellular region. Gene Ontology annotation, molecular function: hormone activity; growth factor activity.
AUUUUUGGGACAGCUCCACACAACGUCCUAACACCAACUGGGAAAACUAAACCGACCUGCAAUUUCUCAACCAAAUACAACAGCGCAGCAUUUUUAACAUUACAGCAACUGUCAUGGAGGACCAACUAAAACAUCAUUAUGUUUGCCACACCUGCUUGAGAACAGACAGUUUCAUAAAUAAGGUCGUACAGAUGUACUGGUCCAUAAGGAUGCCCAUAUGCUUACUGUUUUUGACACUAUACGCCUUCGAGGUCGCUUCAGCCGAAACGUUAUGUGGCGGAGAGCUUGUGGACGCGCUACAGUUCGUGUGCGACGGAAAAGGCUUCUAUUUUGUUCAACCAACCAGGUCGAACAGUAAACAACCCCCCAAAAAGCGUGGGAUUGUGGAGGAGUGUUGUUUUAGCGGUUGUAACCUAGAUCUGCUAGAACAAUACUGCGCUAAACCUGGCAAGUCAGAGAGGGACGUGUCUGCAACUUCUCUACAGGUGAUCCCUGUGAUGCCAGCAUUAAAACAGGAGGUCCCAAGAAAACACGUGACUGUGAAAUAUUCCAAAUACGAUGUGUGGCAGCGAAAGGCCGCCCAGAGGCUACGGAGGGGCGUCCCAGCCAUCCUGCGAGCAAAGAAGUUUAGGCGACAGGCGGAGAGGAUCAAUGCCCAGGAGCAACUCCACCACCAUAGGCCUCUUAUUACGCUGUCCAGCAAACUGCCGCCCAUCCUCCUUCCGACAGAAAACUACGUCAGCCACAAGUGAACCUGGGGUCAUUUGCACAGAGUUGAUAAAAAAAGACUUGGGGAUGAAAGCUUUUUGUCUCUGACGUCAUUUCUGUGUCAGUCUUCUACAACCCUCCUUCCUUCCCUACCAGACGUGCUCACAUGCUCUUCCAGUUUCAAUUCUCGCUGUUUCACUCACCAACAAAAAGGCACAAUGUAAAUGAGAGGAAAAAAGUAUGCGACAAUGACGCUGUGGAACGUUUCGCCAGUUUGGAGGACAUUGGAACAUGGGGAACAGCUAGCACGAAAGAAACCAUUCCACUGCAAUCUCCUGAGACUAAAGUAUUGCUCUUUUAGUCCUUUUACGUAUUAGUUUGCACCUCUAACUAUAAAGGGACAUCCACACUGUAAGGAAUUGUUGUAAAAUUAGAUUCCUUUUCCAGCACCUUGUAAUCACAAACGAAACGCAGAAAAGAGUCUGCGAAUUGCACAUCGCCACGGAUUACGUCAAAGUUCUUGUUGAGUAAAUAAAAAAGGCACUAUUUUUUUAUGGACUAUGAACGUGUAGCUCAAAAAAUGUCAUGGUGCAAGCUUUGGGAAUGGACUCAAAGGAAAAGAGGUUGCAAAGCAUGUUUUUUUUUUUUUUCUUAUGAAAAAUUAUUUAACUUUCAGUUUUAAGGAAAGUGUGACUUUUGAAAAAGAAAGCAGGAGCAUAUUGACUGUAGGGGAUAUCACUGCAUGCAGAUGUGUCAUUUGUUGAGACGUAUGACACAACGUAUGCCUUUGGUCCCGGCAUUUGCGAUUCAAUGAAGGAGCAGUGUGGGGUUGCUGAAGGGAGCAUGUUCAAAUGCCUGGACAUCUACUGUGGCUGCACAGAACCCCUGCUUUGCACUGCAGGAAGAGGGACAUUAUGACCUUUAAAAAGUGGGAUGUUUGUAUUUUCUAUGUUCUAUUUUGUGAAAAUGCGUUAAGGAAAAAACGAAAAAAAGUUCAGUUUCUGGUACCGUGACAUUCUCUUUGUUGCAAAAUAGGCUUUGUGUUUUUGUAACGUUAUUUUACAGUUCUGAAAGAAAGGCACAAAUAUCAAUUAAAAGGGAAAAAACGCAAUAAUGUCAACUAACAUAUAUUUUUAACGUUUAUCAGUAGUAUCCACAUGCUUUUGCCUGAAAACAAAUACUUGAAUAUAUAUAUAUAUACUGUGUGUGUGUGUGUGUGUAUAUAUAUAUAUAUAUAUAUAUAUAUAUAUAUAUAUAUAUAUAUAUAUAUAUAUAUAUAUAUUAAAUGAAAUAAAUAUGUAUAUAUAUAUAUUAUAAUUAGUUUCCAGGGACAUCAUGUAAUAUUCUUUUAGUCUGAGCUGUAUCUUGCGUAAUGAGCCGCCAAGCUUCUUUUUGUUUGUUUGUUUAAGUACAAAUAUGGGCACUGUAUAAAGGCAUUAUUUAUUUUGUUAUAAAAUUAUAUAUAUAUAUAUAUAUAUAUAUAUAUAUAUAUAUAUAUAUAUAUAUAUAUAUAUAUAUUAAAAUUAAUCCAAAUACAGUAAUAUACAUAGCACUGAUGCUCAACUGAUGGAUUUUAUUUUAUAUAUGCUCUCUUUUUUCCCCCAUUUUACAUAUAAAUGCUUUUAUUGUAGAUGCUUUGUACCCACCCAAAAAAUAUAUAUAUUUUUUUCAUUUGGUUUGCCACAGCUAUUUUAAAAUCAAUAUUUUAACAGCAGCUGUAGCCUGGAUCGCUUAGGCAUGUUGUAAAACAAAAAUAGGCACAUACUCAGAAGACUCUCGCUCCCUCUCGCAUGUUUUUUUUUUUUUUUUAAUCUGCCAAAUGGAUUUCUGUUUAAAAAAGAGUAUCUGGAUACAGUUGGUCUUUAUAUACUAUGAUUGUACACAAGCCACUACAGUUUAAGCCAUUUUCUAUUAUUUUUGGCUUCUCAGAAGUAUGGUGGGUUGAGAGGAGCUUGAUCGUGUUGUCCUUGGUUCAUUGUUUCCUCUUAUUGCUGAGUAAUUGAGAAACUAAUCCAUUAUGAUGUCACAGAGAUCAAUUAUGAUGUCAUCUUUCAACAAUAUGCCCUAAAUCCAAAAAUUAUUUCCUUUCCGUAGGGGUGUUUUUUCAAGUCCUCCAUAUAUCUCCAUCUCAGUUGUUGAAGGGCUACUGUACUAAACCAUACUUCAAAUAUUUACCCUAAUUCUCAGGAAAUAUCAGUAGAUUUGAGUGAAAAGACCUUGGGUUAAAGUUGACUCUACUGAUUGUCAAGAAUUAAGACCAUUUGCCAACCAUGGUUGGUAUAUUAUUUGAUUAUCUCAACCAAGAACUAAGGACAACCAUCAGACAUUGUUUGUUGUAUGUGCCCCAACUUAAGGUCUUGAAAAUGAUACUUAGUUCCUUGGAGGUCUAAAUGCCUGCAGUGUAACCCCUCUGCCUUGAUAUUCCAAUAUUUAUCUGAUUAUUCAUAUCAGUUACAACGAAGCAGUGCAAUUAUCGUAAUUAUUACUUUCAUUAUUUUUUAUUAUCCGAACAUCUCAUAUUUCUGGAGAAAAUUGCAAUUUCUUAUUAUGUUAUUCCUGCACGGACUGCAUUCACUGUUGUUUUCUUUCAGACCGGUUUUGCAACUUUCAAACAUGCGCUAAAAAUAAAGGGAUCCUUUGCCUUUUACCGGCAACAAUUUAAUAUCGAUAGCCCACGCAGCCUGUGUGUAUUUUAAUUGAUUUAACCUCUGCACGCUAGAACGUCCGAAAUGCACAAUUCAUGUACUUUCAUUUUUAAUAUCAAUAAAAACCAUUUUAUCAAACAUGUUUCAA